Molecule: messenger RNA, 3276 nt
Organism: Ceratina calcarata
Lineage: Eukaryota; Metazoa; Arthropoda; Insecta; Hymenoptera; Apidae
Exons: 12
Coding region: 172-3276 (1034 amino acids)
Molecular function (GO): monooxygenase activity; iron ion binding; heme binding
Source: RefSeq, a predicted model, not a curated record
AUUGUAACAUCCAGUUAGUAAACUCGAGAACUUCAGCCUUUACUGACUGAUAAAGAUUUCUUUAGUUAUCAGACUUCGGAUGUUUCUGCUUGUGAGGUGGACCAAAGAAUUUAUUCUCUUUAGGUGAUCGCUGUGUCUUAAAAAAUCGGCAACGAUCUCAGAGCAGAAAGAAUGGCGUUGACUUUCGAGAUCUUCUCCGGCCUUGCGAUUCUGACUUUGGUCUUGUACUACUACUUCACGGCGCAUUUCAAGUUUUGGAAAACCUGCGGAGUCCCCGGGCCUGAACCGACGCCCAUCAUCGGGAAUGUAUUUCAAAUUAUGGUCGGGAAAGAAUCGCUGGGCGACUUCGUGCAACGACUUUACUGGAAGUAUAAAGACGAGCCGAUGAUCGGAAUAUUCGUCAGACGCACGCCAGUGCUCAUUGUUCAAGAUCCGGAAUUAAUCAAGAACGUGCUAAUUAAGGAUUUCGCUAAAUUCGCAAAUCGAGGGUUCAUGAAGAAUGAAAUCGCAGAGCCACUGUCCCAACACCUGUUCAGUCUAGAAGUGGAGAGAUGGCGACCCCUAAGAACUCAUCUAUCUCCAGUGUUCACGUCUGGCAAACUAAAGGGUACGUUCUCCUUGAUCUUGGACUGCACCAAGAACCUGGAGAAGUACCUGGCCACUCUGGUGGCCCAAGAGAAGCCGAUAGAAGUCAGAGAGCUCGCUGCCAGGUAUACCACUGACGUGAUCGGCAGCUGCGCCUUCGGCAUUGACAUGAACUCGUUAUCAGAAAACGAGAGCGACUUCCGCAGAAUGGGCAAGGAGAUAUUCGCGACUCACUGGAAGGCGAUCAUUAAAUUUCGCAUGAAGGAGUGCAUGUCGGGAUUGUACGAUUUUCUGGGAUACUUCCUACCCUACGACGAAGUGACAAAGUUCAUCGCUAGAGUCACCAAGGACACGAUGGAAUACAGGAAGACUAAUAACAUUGUCAGGCCCGAUUUUAUGAAUGUGCUCCUCGAGCUUCAGAAGAAAGAGAAGGUUGGUGACCUAAAAUUGACCGACACUUUACUGGCAGCUCAAGCUUUCGUAUUUUUCGCUGCUGGCUUCGAGACCUCAUCGACAACGAUUGCCAAUACUCUUUAUGAAUUAGCGUUGAAUCAAGAAGUACAGAAGAAGCUGAAGGCGGAAAUUAAAGAAUUCAAUGCCAAGAAUGACGGAGAAUGGAGAUAUGAGACGAUUAAACAAAUGUCGUAUUUAGACCAAGUAUUUAAAGAAACGUUGAGGAAAUACCCGCCACUGGCUGUUCUAACCAGAGAAACGACAGAGGAGUACACGUUCGAGGGGACGAAAGUGACGCUUCCUAAAGGUGGUAAGGUAUGGAUUCCCGUUUACACUCUCCACAUGAACCCCGCUACCUACCCAGAUCCGGAGAAGUACAAUCCCGAAAGGUUCAGCGAUGAUAACGUGAGAAGUAGACACCCUAUGCAGUAUUUGCCGUUUGGCGAUGGACCCAGAAAUUGUAUUGGUGCCCGUUUUGCGGUUUAUCAAACGAAGAUCGGCCUGAUUAAAAUUUUGUGUAAUCAUAAGAUGGACGUGUGCGAGAAGACCAUGAUUCCCUAUGAACAAGACAAAGUGGCAUUUGUGACGAUACCAAAGGGUGGGCUGUACUUAAAAGUGACCAAAGAUGAAAACUAUUUUCAUAGGGGGAGCAAGAGCAAUUUCUUUGGCGUUAAUAAAUCUCAAUUAAUCCAUUUGGGAAGGGAAUCGAGCUGGGUCUUAAGACCAUCUGAAUUGGCGAUUAUGGAGUAUUUUCAAAUACUACUGGGCCUGGGUGCGGUUCUAAUAGGACUUCUCUAUUAUUACUCGACAACCUUCGCCUUUUGGCAGAAUCGGGGCAUAAUCGGACCGAAACCGAUCGCCGUCGUCGGCAAUUUUCUGAAUGUUGCGUUAAGAAAAAUGUCGCUUGGCGAUCAGAUCCACGAGUGGUACAAACAGUACAAAAACGAAACUGUUUUCGGUUUAUUUGAAGGAAAUAGCCCUGUUUUGGUCAUCAACGAUUUGGAUUUGAUAAAAGAUGUUCUUAUCAGAGAUUUCUCAUUGUUUGCUGACAGAGGAUUCAAGAUUUUCCCAAAGAUAGAAGUACUGGGAGAGCAUCUGUUCUUGUUGGAACCAAAACGAUGGCGACUAAUGCGCAACCGCCUCUCCCCGAUUUUCACUUCCGGUAAAUUGCGAGAGAUGUUCCCACUUCUGGAGGAAUGCGCACAGAACUUGGAGAAAUACUUGGACUAUGUCGCGGAGAGCGGGAAGGAUGUGGAGGUGCGCGACCUGACCGCGAAAUACACCACGGACGUGAUCGGCUCCUGCGCUUUUGGAAUUACCAUGAACGCUUUGAACGAUGAUAACAGCGAGUUCCGGCAAAUGGGAAGGAAGAUGUUCAAGCCUACAUUUAGAUUCUAUAUUAGGGACACCCUCAAACGAAUGUGGCCCAGCCUUUAUGAGAUAUUCGGUCCCUAUCUGCAGAACAAAGAAGUGGACUCGUUUUUCGUUAAUUUAAUCAGUGAGACGAUGAAGUAUAGGAAGGAACAUAAUGUCUCGAGGCCAGAUUUCGUUAACAUGUUAAUGGAAGUUAAAGAGCACCCAGAGAAAAUGGAUAAUAUCGAAAUUACAGACGCGUUGCUCGCAGCGCAAGCAUUUGUGUUUUUCGUUGCUGGGUUUGAAACUUCGUCUACGACGAUGUCUCAUGCUCUAUACGAAUUAGCUCAAAAUCAGGAUAUGCAAAACAAACUGAGAGAAGAAAUCACGGAGAACUUUGCGAAGAACAAUGGAAUUUCGUCUUACGACCAAUUGAAAGAACUGAAGUACCUCGACAAGGUGUUCAAAGAGACACUGAGAAAAUACCCAGUAUUGGGUGUAUUAAACAGAAAAGCGAUGGAGAAUUACACAUUCAAGGGAACCAAAAUCACUAUACCUGAAAACCAAAUGGUUAUGAUACCGGUUAUGGGAAUCCAUAGGGAUCCGGCUAUCUAUCCAGACCCAGAUAAAUUCGACCCUGAACGAUUCAACGAGGAUGCUGUGGCCGCGAGACAUCCAAUGAGCUACUUGCCAUUCGGCGAUGGACCAAGAAAUUGUAUCGGUGCACGUUUCGCGCAAUUUCAAAGCAAACUCGGUCUCGCAAUGAUUCUCCGCAAGCACAAAGUAGAAGUUUGUGAAAAUACUACUAUACCGUAUAAAAGUGACCCGAACAGUUUUGUGUUCAAGUUGAAGGGCGGAGUACACUUGCGUGUCGCGAAAGUGUAA